UAGUGAUCACAACCAAAUAUAGCAAUUGAAAGAUCAUAACAUCAACAACCUUGAGUAGUUGAGUAGUCCACAAAACAAAUUAAAGAGAGAGAAAUCAGUUUAAACCCAAAAUAAAAGAUGCAGACAGGAAAGAAAGCAGUGGAGUCCGUUAAGGAGACGACUUCAAACAUCGCCGCGUCGGCUAAAGCUGGAAUGGACAAGACAAAGGCGAGUGUUGAAGAGAAGGUCGACAAGAUGAGGGCCGAUGAUCAGUAUGAGAAAGCGAUGGCUACUGAAAAAAAGGAGGAGCGUUUGACCGAGGCUGAGCUUCGUAAACAGCAGGCAAUGAGCCAUAACGCUGCUGAGAAGGAUGCUAAGAUUGCUGUAGCUGAUGCUAAUAAGAGAACCGGAACGGGUUUAUUUGGGAGUGGAAAUCCUAACACCACCACUACUACUACUGGGUCUCACACUUAUUCAACAACUGGUACUACUGGUCUCCCCACCGGGACUCACCAGAUGUCCGCUAUGCCUGGGCAUGGGACUGGUGAGCCUGGUGGUGGCUAUGUGGAAGAAGGGGCUUCUAUUGGGUCCCAUCCUAUAGGCAAGGGGACAGGGACCACUACGGCUGCGAACAGGAAUGUUGGUGGUGCCACUGGGAAUAACACCGGCUACACCGGACCUGGGUAUAAUGGUUAAUUCAUUUUAUUAGAUAGCUGCUGUGCUGUGCUUUGAUGUGGGUGUCACACUUUCUUGUAUUGUUAGAACAAGUGUGUCACAUUUUUAUGCUUUAUGUUUUAUGUUUUAUGUUUUAUGUAUGUAGGUUGCUAAUUUCAAGUUCUAUCUAGCAUAAUACGGAGUCUCCGUAUUAUGUUGCCUGUAUUUUAUUUUCAGUCAAAUAAAUUCAAAACAAAUAAGAGUUCCCUUUUAUUUUAAA
Molecule: messenger RNA, 913 nt
Organism: Spinacia oleracea (spinach)
Lineage: Eukaryota; Viridiplantae; Streptophyta; Magnoliopsida; Caryophyllales; Amaranthaceae
Product: 11 kDa late embryogenesis abundant protein
Exons: 1
Coding region: 118-675 (185 amino acids)
Biological process (GO): embryo development ending in seed dormancy
Source: RefSeq, a predicted model, not a curated record